UAUAUAUUAAAUUUUAGCUAUUUGUUGGCCUCUCGAAUCAACUUUAAAAAAAUUGAACCAAUAUAUAAGUCUUCAACCCUAGAAGAGGAAGGGGGAAAACAAAGGCUUUAUUUUCACAUAUCCUCAUCAAUAAUGGAGAACAUUUUGGCAAAGAAAUGGGCUUUAAUGGCUUGGCUGUUGCUGACCUCGCUCUCCACCGCCAAUUCCACCUCUUUUCAAGAAUGCUACGCCACCUGCUUCGUCAUAUGCGCCAUCACGCCCGGCGUCGCCUUCUCCGACUGCCCGUUGAGAUGCCUGCAAGCUUGCAUCGUCCCGUCUUUUCCUAUCGACGAUGACGAUGUCGUCCAUCGGCAAAAACAACAAAAUCAUUUCUUCUGCAAGCUUGGCUGUGCAGCUUCCUCCUGUACCAAGUUUAGCACAAAGCAAAAUCCAGGUGAAAGAAAAGUGGAGAGGUGUGUGGAUUCUUGUUCUCAAACAUGUUCCAUGGAUCGAUGAAAAUUGCAUCUACUAAAUGAAACUUAAUGUACUGUUUUUUUUUUUUUUGGAAAUUAAAUAAGUGCAUAGUAUAAGUAAUAUAUAUUGUUGUGUUUUAUUAGAAAUUAAAACUAUAUUAUUGUUGCAAUUCUUUCUAUACUAAAUUAGAAAGAAUUUUGGGUUGAAGUGUUUGUUAAAAAAGGAAAAUAAAGUUAGCUUUAUAUUUUAA
Messenger RNA from Cucumis melo (muskmelon), 703 nucleotides. Its product is annotated as thionin-like protein 2. The record is from RefSeq and is a predicted model, not a curated record. NCBI's taxonomy places the organism in Eukaryota, Viridiplantae, Streptophyta, Magnoliopsida, Cucurbitales, Cucurbitaceae. The coding region runs from base 133 to 495 and encodes 120 amino acids. The transcript is spliced from 2 exons.